Messenger RNA from Daldinia caldariorum, 929 nucleotides. RefSeq lists its product as uncharacterized. Bases 99 to 692 code for a protein of 197 amino acids. NCBI's taxonomy places the organism in Eukaryota, Fungi, Ascomycota, Sordariomycetes, Xylariales, Hypoxylaceae. The record is from RefSeq and is a predicted model, not a curated record. The transcript has 5 exons.
CUCCUACAUAAGUCAACAUACCUUAGAGGUAUAUACACAUUUACCUACCUCCUGUACACGUCGUAUUUUAUCUUAUACCUACCUACCACUUUACAACCAUGAGCGGGGAGAGACAGCCAGAUUUCGGCGGCAACGUCACGCACGGUGGCGCAUAUCCCGCUGGUGGUGGCUAUCCCGCCGCUGACGACGACGAUUUCCGCGGGGCCGUCGAGCACGCGAGCCGGCACGCGGGGGGCUCUGGCGACAGCGAUCUGUUCUCCAACCUGCUCGGGGCCCUCACCAAGAAGAAGCAGUCCCUCGCGGACGAGGACGUGGACGAGGACGACGCCGUGAAGCAGCACAAGCGCUUCUUCGAGAAGGACGACGAUGACGCCGACGCCGACGACAAGAGCUUAGGUUCCGCCGCCGCCAUGCAAGCCCUCAAGCUGUUUACCAGCGGUCAGAGCGGCAACACCCAAGAGAGUAGCAGCAAGAGUGCUUUCAUAGGCCUCGCCAUGGCUGAAGCCAGCAAGCUUUUCGACCAGAAGGCGUCUCAAGGCAAGGUCUCCAGUGAUAGUAGCAAGGAGUCCGCCGUGAUGAAGGCCGGCGAGAUGGCCCUAAAGAUGUACCUGAAGAGCCAGGGCGGCGGCAAGACGGAGUCAUCGUCCUCAGGAUCGGGUAUCCUCAGUCUGGCGUCCAAGUUCCUCUCGUAGAAAGGACCAGCCAGGACAGUCCUGCAAGGUUCCUGCGAAGGGAACGGUCGCAUCGCCAGCCCAGACAUUUUGGAGGGAUAUUUCAUGUCACGAUGUUUAUGAUGUUAUGAUGAGAAAGCGCAUGCUUUGUAUCUAGCUGAACCGCGUCUUCUGGAAAAUCAACUGAAAUCUCAGGUGGAACUAUCUGCCCAAAAAGAAAAAAUGCCGAUCAUUGACUCUCUGAAAGCAAAAGCUCAC